CUUCUUUGCUUUUUUUAUAUUUUAAAACUAAAGAAAAGAAAAAAAUGAAAUCAUUUUCAGUUGAAGUUGGACCUGAACAACCUAACGGUGGACGUAUCCGAAGAUCAGUAUUUGCUGCCGAUGGAAUCGCUCGCGUUCCUCACCAUAAUGUGCAUACACUCUAUGAUGUUUUAAAUUAUAGCUCAAAAAAGUUUCCUGAACGUAAAGGUUUUGGAUUUCGUAAGGUGGAUAAAAUGAUUGAUGAAGAAAAGGAAGUGACCAAAUUCGUCAAUGGCGAAGAAGUCAAGGAAAUGAAAACCUGGAAAUACUUUCAAUUAUCUCCCUAUCAUUAUUUAACUUACAAAGAAGCUUCUCGUUUGGCUCAUGAUGUUGGUGCUGGUUUCGCUCAUCUUGGCCUUAAAGAAAAAUCAAAGAUUGAAGUCUUUUCUCCCACAAAUAUGUACUGGCUUUUAACAGCUCAUAGUGCAUUCACUCAAAACAUGACUAUUGUUACAGCUUACGACACUUUAGGUGAAGACGGUUUACUUCAUUCAAUGAAUGAAACUGAAGUUGAGGCGAUCUAUACUGUUGGAGAUUUAUUACCUACUGUUCAAAAGGUUGCUAAGAAAUGUCCCAGUCUCAAAUUCAUCUUUUACAGUGGUGAGGUCAAGCCCGACGUUCUUUCAAAAAUAACCUCAUCCGUCACUCAGCGAGUUAUUUCAUUGGAUGAAGUAGCAAAGUUGGGAAGAGAAAACCCAAGAGAGGCCAGACAACCUGAACCUGAGGAUAUUUGUUGUAUCAUGUAUACUUCUGGAAGUACAGGAAAUCCCAAGGGUGUUAUUUUAUCUCAUAAGAAUGUGGUUGCUGCAAUCGCUGGUUGUAAUACAAUUUUGGGUCACCUUGUAACUGAUCACGAUACGAUGAUUGCUUAUCUUCCAUUGGCUCACGUAUUGGAGUUUGUUGUCGAAAAUCUUUGUGUAUUCUGGGGUGUAACACUUGGUUAUGCUUCUGUUCGUACAUUAACUGAUGCAUCUGUCCGUAACUGUAAUGGUGAUAUUAAGGAGUUCAGACCUACGAUUAUGACUGGUGUACCCCAAGUUUGGGAAUCAAUUCGAAAGGGUAUUUUGACCAAAUUGAGCCAAGCAUCUCCCAAGGCUCAAAAGAUUUUCCACAAGGCAUUCGCAACAAAGGUUUGGUUAUUGGAACGUCAUCUUCCUACUGGUUUCCUUGAUAAAGUGGUAUUCAAUAAGAUUAAAGAGCAAGUGGGUGGCCGUCUUCGUUUUGCUUUGUCUGGUGGUGCUCCUGUUUCUGUCGAGACUCAAAAGUUUUUGUCGGUUACUGUAUGUCCCAUUUUGGGAGGUUAUGGAUUAACAGAAAGUUGUGGAAUGUGUGCUAUUAUGACACCCGAAGCCUUUGGCUAUGGCCAUGUUGGUGCACCUGUUCCUUGCUGUGAAAUUAAAUUAGUAGAUGUGCCUGAUGCCAAUUAUUUUUCCAAGGAUGUGAUUCCCAAGGGAGAAAUCUGGGUUCGAGGUCCUGCAGUUACAAAAGGAUAUUGGAAGCGUGAUGAUGUGACAAAAGAAACCAUUACAGAAGAUUGUUGGUUACAAACGGGUGAUAUUGGACAAUGGAACGAAAAUGGUACUUUGAGUAUCAUUGACAGAAAGAAGAAUUUGGUGAAAUUGAGUAACGGUGAAUACAUUGCCCUUGAGAAAUUAGAAUCCAUCUAUAAGAGUAGUGUGCUUGUUACCAAUAUUUGUGUCUAUGCCGAUUCAUUGUUCCCUAAGCCUAUUGCCCUUGCUGUUGUUGCUGAAAAUGUGGUUCGUAAAUUAGCUAUCGAGAAGAAGGUGACCGAAACAGACUUCAAGUUGUUGUGUAAGGACGAGACAAUCAAAAAGGCAGUAUUAAAGUCACUUUUGGACACUGCUAAAGAAGGUGGUUUGAAGGGAGCUGAGCUCUUGUUUGAUGUACAUUUGUGUGAUGAAGAAUGGACCACCGACUCUGGUUACUUAACUGCUGCACAAAAGAUCAAGCGUCCUGAACUUACCAAGGGUUUUAAGGCAGAAUUCGAAGCAAUGAAUGCCAAACAAAAAUGAGUUGCCUCUUUAUAACUAUACCAACAACAAUAAUACUAAUUACUAUAAUAAAAAAACUGUGUUUAUUUAUUAUGCAUCAUAAAAAAAAAGUACGCCAAAGUA
Mucor mucedo is the source of this 2174-nucleotide messenger RNA. RefSeq lists its product as uncharacterized. Lineage: Eukaryota; Fungi; Mucoromycota; Mucoromycetes; Mucorales; Mucoraceae. Gene Ontology annotation, cellular component: plasma membrane; lipid droplet; endoplasmic reticulum. The transcript has 8 exons. Gene Ontology annotation, biological process: long-chain fatty-acyl-CoA metabolic process; long-chain fatty acid metabolic process. Gene Ontology annotation, molecular function: long-chain fatty acid-CoA ligase activity. Bases 45 to 2072 code for a protein of 675 amino acids. The record is from RefSeq and is a predicted model, not a curated record.